Messenger RNA from Fomitiporia mediterranea MF3/22, 741 nucleotides. Its product is annotated as GNAT family acetyltransferase. Bases 1 to 741 code for a protein of 246 amino acids. The record is from RefSeq and is a predicted model, not a curated record. NCBI's taxonomy places the organism in Eukaryota, Fungi, Basidiomycota, Agaricomycetes, Hymenochaetales, Hymenochaetaceae. The transcript has 3 exons. Gene Ontology annotation, molecular function: protein-N-terminal-alanine acetyltransferase activity; protein N-terminal-serine acetyltransferase activity.
AUGGCGCAAGUCCAACAGGAAGGAACACCUAUGCUCAACCUGAAUUUUGUGUUUCCAAUUCGCAAUCUCGAGAGUGCUCGUCUCAAGUUGACACCAUUCGACCCUCUCUUGCACGGAGAGGAAUACUUUCAGAAAAGCAAAGAAGCUCCAGAAUUGUACAAAUACUACCCGUCCGGUCCAUUCGAUUCAAAAGAGGACUUUUUCGACAGAUAUAUCAAGGAAAGGAUUCAGAAAGAUCCAAAUUCAGUCCUAUUCGCUAUCUUGGAUAAAACUAACGGUACUCCACAUCUCGCGGGGACUAUCGGCCUCUUGAACACCAAAGUAGUGAAUCAGAGCACAGAGAUCGGAUUUGUUGUCGUCUUCCCCGAAUUCCAGAAAACGCACGUAACAUCCAACGCGAUCGGCCUCCUUCUACACUAUUGCCUCGAACUUCCUUUUGAACACGCCAAAGGCGAACUCAAGUACGGGCCGGGUCUCGGAUUGCGCCGCGUACAAUGGCAGGCACAUGGAGAGAACGCACAGUCUGUUCGUUCUGCGGAGCGCAUGGGAUUCCGAAAGGAGGGUUUGAUGCGCUGGGAUAGACCAUUGAGAGAAGGAAAGAUCGGAUUGCACGUAUCUCCUGAGCGUGCGGCCGUUCGUGCGGGCGUUGGGAGACAUUCCUGGAUGUUGUCGUUGUGCUGGGAUGAUUGGGAGCUUGACGGAGCUCGCGAGGUAGUGCAGCAACAAAUGGAUCGUAAAUGA